GCCCGCGCUCACCGCUCACCGGCCGCCAGCGACGCCACCGCACCGCUAGCCAUGGAGAUGGAGCACUUCAUCGAGACCGUGCGCAAGUACCCGUGCCUGUGGAACACCACGGCCAUCGAGUACCGCGACCAGGAGCUGAAGGACGCCGCGUGGACGGAGGUGAUGAAGGAGACCGACUUGUCGUCAGUGAAAGAAGUGAAGCUGAAGUGGAAGAAGCUGCGCGACAGCUACCGCGACGCGCUGAAGCGGCAGAACGACAUGCUGGCCAAGGACCCGCACAACGCCACCAAGAAGAACUACGCGUGGAAGUACAUGGGGCCGAUGCAGUUCCUGCAGCCGCACAUGAACGCGCGCAAGAAGGCCGCCGACCCGCAGCCGCCCGCGCCCGCCGCCAACGGCGUGUCGCACUCCAGCGACGAGUCCGAGUCCGAGCCCGGCUCCGAGCCCAAGCGCAAGCGCGCGCCGUCGCCGGCCGCCCGCCAGCCGGCCUACCCGUGCGCGCGCAGCAAGCGGCCCGCCGACCCGCCCGCGCCCUACGAGCGCAAGCGCGACGCGCCCGGCCUGCCCGACCCGCUCGACAUCUUCUUCAACAGCAUGUGCCAGUCCACCAAGCGCUUCCCGUACCCGACGCAGAUCAAGAUCAAGAAGGCGCUGUUCAACGCCGUGAUCGAGGCGGAGGAGGGGCUGAUCGCGGAGCAGCAGAACUACGCGAUGCUGUGGGCGCGCGGCGCGGGCAGCUCGUCCAGCAGCGAGGGCGAGGCGGGCGAGGGGGGCGAGGGGGGCGAGGGGGAGGGGGGCGACGAGGAGGAAGAGGAGAUGAAACCGUUCGUGCUGUUAUAAUAAAUGAAUAUAUCGUUAGGCGUGAAAAUAGAAUAAGAAUAAACAAUUUUGUAUUGUUGUUUUUGUGCUGGUGUACUUCAGUUUAUUAUGUAAGCACCCGACGUGCAGUUCGAUUAUAAUUUCUUAAUGCUUAAUUUAAUUCAUACUUUCCUUGAUAUAUUUCAUUUGCUCAGAGACAGUAGACGCUCAGAUGUUUAUGGAGUGUUGGAGUCAAGCUACCAAAGAUGUGCAAGUUGUUCAGACGAAUGUAACGACAGUAUUACAAUACAAAAGGGAUCGCAUAUCAGCUCGGAGAUCCGGUUUCUCGAAGCUUGCAGCGAGUUUAGUUACGUAUUAAUAAGACACGUCCAAUUUUGAAAGCAGACUAUGUAGUUGUUAAUAUGUAAAUGUUUUGAGUAAUGUAAGUGUUCGUAAGUAGGCGGUAAUCGUUAGUCAUUGUUUAUAAUUUCCAUUGUAAUUAUUGUAAUAUUGACUAAAGCAAUCGAUCGCUCGUAUUACUACUUUAUAAUUUAUGUAUAUAGUACCUAAUUUAGUUUGUUUACACGCUUGUCGUGGUAUUUUUAACGGUUGCAAUUACACUGUCAAACUGAAAUACCUCUAGCUACUCUCUGAUUAGCGCUUAGGUACCCUAUAUGAAAAGUGAAAACUAUAUUGUUAGUCGUAAAUUGAAUACUUAGUGUGAAUCCAAUAUCAAAAUUAUCGUAUAAUUAGGUAAAAGAGAACAGAGUUUGUCCAUAUUUACAUCGUAUCAAUCAUAACGUGUUAGGAUUAAUUGCUAUAAGACUCACCAGGGUAAUUAUAAUGUACCACUAUUUAAGUGUUUGAAUCACCGCCAAAUAUCUUAAAACUACAUUUUUUUACAAGGGUAAGUAGUAAAUAAGUCGAGAUAAUCGUAGUCUUGGCGGGAUAUUCCGACAAAAAUUCCAAGUUUUAUUAUAAGCGAUAUGCAGAGAUGAGAGACCUACCAGAAGGUCCUCGUCACCUCGUGAGUGUGCUCGUCUGUUUGUUUGUUGAUCGAAUCAAAGCUAUGAGUGAAAUAAUUGUAAGACAAUUUGACUGAGAAUAAGUUAAUAGGGGUUAUGUGAAUUGUGAUGUUUAUACUAAACGAUUGUAACGAGAUCUCCUGGAGGCAAAAUAAAUAAAAAACAUUAAUUGAUA
This is a messenger RNA of Colias croceus (clouded yellow), 1998 nucleotides long. Its product is annotated as breakpoint cluster region protein-like. Gene Ontology annotation, cellular component: transcription regulator complex; nucleus. The coding region runs from base 52 to 840 and encodes 262 amino acids. Gene Ontology annotation, biological process: regulation of transcription by RNA polymerase II. The record is from RefSeq and is a predicted model, not a curated record. Lineage: Eukaryota; Metazoa; Arthropoda; Insecta; Lepidoptera; Pieridae. The transcript is spliced from 2 exons.